Messenger RNA from Ananas comosus (pineapple), 2289 nucleotides. RefSeq names its product probable ubiquitin-conjugating enzyme E2 26. The coding region runs from base 211 to 1923 and encodes 570 amino acids. Lineage: Eukaryota; Viridiplantae; Streptophyta; Magnoliopsida; Poales; Bromeliaceae. Gene Ontology annotation, molecular function: ubiquitin conjugating enzyme activity. The record is from RefSeq and is a predicted model, not a curated record. The transcript has 8 exons.
CUCCGCUCUCUCUCUCUCUCCCUCUCUCUCUCCCUCCCCCCCUUCCCCCAGUUUCUCCAAUUCCACCCCCAAUUCUCGCCUCCCGACCCCGAUCGCCCCAGUGUCGAUCGAAACCCUAACCCCAGUUCCGAUCGAGACCGAAACCCUAGCUUCGCCGACCCGGACGGGUCCGAUCGCCGCUUCUAUCUCCUCCCGCUGCUGCCAGGUUCGAUGGAGCCGCCACCUCCCGCCGCCGCCGCCGCCGCCGCCGCCGCCAAGUACGCCCAGCACUUCUCCAAGAUUCGGCUUUACCCGGGGAGCUCUUCGUACCAGGAUCCGGAUAUCAUGGAGGUGUCACCCUCGCCGGUGUGGGGUUCGAACCCGCAGAAGAAGUUGAGGACUCAAGUUGCUCCUCAUGAUGUUAUUGAGAUUGAUGGAGAUGAUGAUCCUGAUGGUGUUGUGAUUGUUGGUGAAAGUACACCUAAUGACAAGAAUAAGCAACCUGUUGGAUAUUCUAACGAUUGGCAGAAACAUGUAAAGGAUGCUUUGGCCAAUGAUCUUGCAGGACCAAGUGCUCUUAAAAUUUUUGAUCCAGAUUCAUUGAAGACAAACUUCUCUGAUGAGUAUGAGUAUGACGAAUAUAAUUACGACGAAGAUGAUGACGAGUUUUAUGCAUAUGAUGAUGCAUAUAUUGAGCAUGAUUUCAAUUAUAGUUUGGCUGCCAAGUUUGAUGACCUGGAUCUUCCACCUGGAGUGGAGGCAACUGUACCAUGGUUGCAGAAGCCCUUUUCUGAAAAUACUAGUGCGAUCAAGCCAAGUGGUAUGAUGGAACUGAUGCCUAGUAGUGUUGCGGGCACGAUAUUCACAGUGAUGGAUGUGAUUCCUAAUAAUACUACGAGCAAGCCGGUCGAAGUGAUGCCUAGUAAUAGCAAGAGCAAGCCGAUUGAAGUAAUGGAAGUGAUGGAUGAUGAAAUUGAUGAGAAAUACAGAUCAUUUAAACAGUUUGAUACUGUUAAGGAUCAUUCUGAUCAUUACUUUACUAAACCGGAUCUCCGAAAAGUUGGCCUAACAGCUAGAAAGCCAAUGAAAGAUUGGUCAAAGAGAAUUCAACAUGAGUGGAAGGUCUUGGAGAAAGAUUUACCAGAGGCUAUAUUUGUUAGAGUUUAUGAGGAUAGGAUGGACCUCCUUAGGGCUGUCAUUGUUGGACCAGCUGGUACCCCUUAUCACGAUGGUCUCUUCUUCUUUGACAUUUUCUUUCCUCCUGACUAUCCCAAUAUACCACCGAAGGUACAUUAUCAAUCGGGCGGACUUCGACUCAAUCCAAACUUGUAUGCAUGCGGCAAGGUUUGCCUUAGCCUUCUCAACACCUGGUCUGGCAAGGGAUGUGAGAUGUGGAACCCCUCGAAUUCGACUAUGCUCCAAGUCCUGGUUUCUAUCCAGGCUUUGGUUCUGAAUGCAAAGCCUUACUUUAACGAGCCUGGAUAUGCUCAGAUGGCUAAUACACCCCAUGGAGAAAAGAAGUCGCUGGAGUACAAUGAAGACACUUUUCUCUUAUCCUGCAGGACGAUGUUGUAUUCUCUUCGGAGGCCGCCAAAGCACUUCGAGGACUUCGUUGCUGGCCAUUUCCGCAAUCAUGGGCGGGCUAUUCUUGUGGCGUGCAGAGCUUACAUGGAAGGCGCUCAAGUCGGUUGUCUGGUUGGAGAAGGGAUCCAGGAUGUCGAUGAGGGCGACAAGAGCUGCUCCCGGGCCUUCAAGACAAACCUGAAGAAGCUCUUUGAGGAGCUUCUGAUGGAGUUUACUGUGAAAGGAGCCAACUGUCGUGAAUUCCUUGCCCAGAAAGUUCAGGGAGGCAGCAGAGCAGCCGCCGCCGCCGCCGCAACAGCACCGACAGACACUACAUUAAGGCUAGGAAGUUGGUUUGGGCCACCACAUAUUAAGCCUUGAAAGUAUCCAGUCUCUUCUUCUAUUUUAAUAAUUGGUAAACAUUAUGGUUCAAAUACCUAACAUCUCUGUAAAUAAUAUUUUUGUAAGUAAUUUCCUAGCUCUGAAUUUUGUGAUAUUUAAGAUAAUUUUAAGGGGGGGUUUAUUGUCGUCGUUUUCUUUUUGGGGUAACGUAGUUGUUUAGUGAGGCCCUCUAAAUGCAUGGGGUCUGUGGGUGAGUCGAUGGUGAUGAUGUUUACUGGAACAUGUUGAUAGAAGAUUGCUGAGUUUAGUGAUCAUCAACGUGUAUCUGCAACAUUUUUUUAAUUACCUUAAGAUCUAAUUUCAUGGCGCCAAAUGACUAUAUAUAUGCUUAUAGUUGCAUUUGCU